Trichomonas vaginalis G3 is the source of this 474-nucleotide messenger RNA. Its product is annotated as NAD(P)H-dependent FMN-containing OXIDOreductase YWQN-related family. The record is from RefSeq and is a predicted model, not a curated record. Gene Ontology annotation, molecular function: oxidoreductase activity. The coding region runs from base 1 to 474 and encodes 157 amino acids. NCBI's taxonomy places the organism in Eukaryota, Parabasalia, Trichomonadida, Trichomonadidae. The transcript has a single exon.
AUGCUUUCCUCCACAAGCAGAUUCGCAACUAAUGUACUUAUUUUCAAUGCCAGUCCAAGGCCACACGGAAACACAAUGGAGCUCUUAGAACAACUCAAGAAAGGUGUUGAAUCAACAGGAAAAACAGCUGAAUUAGUUCAUCUUGCACAGCUUAAAUUCGAUGGUUGCAACGGAUGCUUAGAAUGUAAGUAUAAGGGAACAGAAUCAACUCCAGGUUGCGUUGUUAAAGAUGAUUUAGCCAAGUAUAUUGAUAAAAUCAAAGAUGUUGACGCAUUUGUUAUCGGUUCUCCUGUUUACUGGAGCAACUUCUCAUCCAACUUCUACAAGGCUUUUGAGAAGAUUUUGUUUUCAUAUUCUAACUAUGAUAAUGCCAAGCCACGCAAAUGGAACAAAACUAUUAAGACUGGCCUUGUCUUCUCUGGUGGCGCACAAAAAGAAUACUUUGAUACUGAAUACAUUAAGAUGAUCAAAUAA